UAACCUCAAAAAAAUUAAAAACAAAUUGCAUAAUAUUCCUUUGUCUCUUUCGUUAAAAUCGUUUAAAUAAUUAUAUAUAUGUAAUUGUCAAUAAUUGUCAUCUUCAUUUACAAUUAAAAUUGUUAAUAAUCUUGUGAAUUUUGUAUUCUGUGUUCUAUAUUUAUAUUUGUAAAUCUUUAAAAAAUAUAUGUGAAAAAUUCGAAAAAAUCUUUGUUUACUGAUGUUGACAAAUCGUGUGUGUAUUUAUCAGGUAAAUUUCUUCUAAUUUCUUCUCUUGGAGAGAGAAAUUAGAAAAAAACACAAAUGGAACAAAACAGUGAAGAUGAAACUGAUGAAAAUGCAUUAUCACACCAGGUUAUCUCAAUACGAACGGAAUCGAGUGUUUUACAAGAGGCUUCGGAACGAAUUUCCGAAAUUAUUCAGUCGACGAAUAAAAGUUCGAAUGUAGAUGAUGAAAUUAAAAAGUCGAACGAAUUAAAUCAAAAUGAAUUGGUGAGAACUGGCGAGAUCACACCGUUUCAGGCGGAGGAGAAAAAUAAUUUACACCAACAAUCAACUGGAAAAUCCAAUGAAACGUCUCAACUCACACAAUUUGAAAAUUAUCUCAAAUGCCAAGCGGAACUCGCCAAGAAACGAAAAUUAUCAAAAAAAAAUAAAAAUGCGUCAAUUAAUGAAAAACCAAAGAAGAAAAUCAAAAAAUCAAAUAACGAUAAAAUCGAGUAUAUAAAUAAAAAUUCCAAUCAAACAAAAGAGAAUUUUGAACAAGAAGAUGAGGAGAAAAUUGAAGAAAAACAAAUUCAAGAAUUUGUUGCGAAACCGAAUAAUAUUAGCAACGAAUUCGAUUUAAGGUCAAACAAAAGUAGCAAUAAUUCGGAAAUAAAUCGAAACAAAAGUAGCAAUGACCUGGAAAUAAAUCGAAACAAAAGUAGCAACAACCUGGAAAUAAAUCGAAACAAAAGCAACGACGAUCUGGAAAAUAAUUCCAAUAAUUCAGGAAGUGAAUACAUUCCAAGUGACGAGGAGAAUUUAACGGACGAUGAAGAUUAUGGGAAUUCACAAAAGCGAAAAGUGAACUCGUCGUCGUCGUCGUCGAAAUGUAAAUUAGCGUCUAAAGUGAAUAGAAUACUCGACGAUGGCGACGAGGAAAUUUAUCGCGAACGCGUUAGAGGAACGAGGAGACGAAAGAAGGAGCCAAUGCAUAAAAUUGACAAUUUAUUUAAAGUACCGCAAUCAAUUUGGAAGAAUCUCUAUCAAUAUCAGCGAGUGUCUGUGCAAUGGUUGUGGGAAUUGCAUAAUAGAAAUGUGGGCGGUCUAGUGGGCGACGAAAUGGGACUGGGAAAAACUGUCCAGGUCAUCGCUUUUCUCGCCGGUCUCGAGAGCAGUGAAUUACUUCUUGACGAGGGACGAUUUCGUGGAUUGGGACCGACGCUCAUUGUUUGCCCGGCGACUCUCCUGGAUCAGUGGGUGAAACAUUUUCACGAUUGGAGUCCAAUAACAAGAGUCGCGCUCCUCCAUCACUCGGGCUCGUUUCAAGGCGACAUCGAGGACCUCGUCGAGAGCAUAAAACACGGCGGCAUUCUCCUCACCUCCUACACCGGCGUUCUCCUCCACAAGGACCUCCUCACCAAGACCGACUGGCACUACGUCAUUCUCGACGAGGGUCACAAAAUUCGCAAUCCCGAGGCGAAAGUGACGAAGGCUGUGAAACAAUUCUCGACGCCUCAUCGCCUUCUACUCACCGGGAGUCCGAUGCAAAAUUCCCUCAAGGAAUUGUGGUCGCUCUUCGACUUUAUUCUGCCGGGGAAAUUGGGAACCCUGGCCGCAUUCGUCGAGCACUGCGCGAAUCCAAUAACGAGGGGCGGCUACACGAACGCCAGCGCGCUCCAGGAGGCGACGGCCCUGCAGAUGGCGACGAUGCUCAGGAACGCGAUCACGCCCUACAUGCUGAGGCGAACGAAAGUCGACGUCCAGCAUCAUCUGUCGCUGCCCGAGAAGAACGAGCAGGUUUUGUUCUGCAGCCUCAGCGAGGAGCAGAAGAAACUCUACAAGGAGUAUCUCUUCUCUUCCGAGGAUGUUUCGCACGUGAUUCACGAGAAGAAUUCCGGCAAUGGAUUUUUCAGGGCGAGAAUGUUGGUCGCUUUGACGGCGCUCAGGAAACUUUGCAAUCAUCCCGAUUUGUUUUUGUUUAAUCAUCAAGUUGUGGACUCCGAGGAUGAGGAGUCUAUGGAAUUGACGGAUAAAAUGAUGGAAACAUUCGGCCAUUGGAAGAGAGCUGGCAAAAUGAUAGUCGUUCGUUCAUUGUUGAAAAUUUGGAAGAAACAAGGACAUCGAGUGUUGCUCUUUACACAGAGUCGUCAAAUGAUGCACAUUCUCGAGGCAUUGGUACAAGCUGAAAAAUACACUUAUUUGCGAUUGGACGGAAUGACUCCAAUGGGUCAAAGGCAGCAAACGAUUCAAAAAUUUAAUACAGAAUCUUCGUAUUUUGUUUUCCUGUCGACAACGAGAGUCGGGGGACUAGGUGUAAAUUUAACCGGUGCCGAUCGAGUCGUUAUUUACGAUCCAGAUUGGAAUCCAGCAACCGAUGCACAGGCGAGAGAAAGAGCUUGGCGCAUUGGUCAAGAAAAAAAUGUCACCAUUUAUCGUUUAAUAACUGCUGGAACUAUCGAAGAAAAGAUUUAUCAUCGUCAAGUUUUCAAACUUUUACUAUCGAAUAAAGUUCUCGAGGAUCCACGACAGCGACGACUGUUCCACACGUCCGACAUUAGUGAAUUAUUCAAUUUAAAUGAAACUCUUGACGGUGAAGCCGAAUCUGAUGAAUUAUUUCGACACUCGAAACUUUCGGCGCCAAUGAAGAAGAAGCAAAAGAAGGAAAAGAAAACAAAAACGACAAAAACUUUCUCCUCAACAAAAUUGGAGGAAAUGCGAAAACUCGCCUCAAGUCUCAGCAAGGAAAUCGGUAAAAAGGGGAGAAGUGACCCGGAAAUUUCGAAAAAUGAAAAAAAUACGGAAAAACCGGUUGAAUUGGAGGAAAUUAAAAUCGAAAAUUGUGACGAAGACAAAAAUAUUUCGGAAAAUAUGGAGAAUUUCGACCAAAUUGUCAGUUGUACAGAAAGAGAAAAUGAAAAAUUAGAAAAUAAUUUCGAGGAAAGUGAAAAAUUAAAUGAUAACAUUGAAGAAAGGGAAAAAGCGGAAAUUAACAGCAAAAGUGAGGAAAUUGACGAAGAGAAAAUGGAAAAUAUUGACGAGGAUAAAAGAGACGAAGAGAAAAGGAAUGAAAAAGAUGGCGAAACUCGAAACAAUCUCGAUAAUUCGAAUAAUUUUGAUAAAUCCGACAAUUUCGAUAAUUCUGGCAAUAAUUUAUCGAGUAAAAUGGAAAAAGAAACGAGUGAAGAAGAGGGCGAAAUUCGUGAAACAAGUGAAACUUUAAUUGAGGAAAAAGUAAAGCAGCAGCAGCAGCGAAAGAAGAAAAAAAGGAAGAGGAAAGAAAUUGCGAGUGAAGUUUCGGCACUUUUCGAAGGCGAACAAGUUCCAUGUCUGCUGGGUCGACGUCUUGGUUUUGCGAAAGAGAAUCAAGAGCCAGUCGCCACGGAGGACGACGACUACGUACUCUACAAAUUAUUCUCCAAAGCUGCCGUGAGUUCGGCCUUCCAGCACGACUCGGUAAUUUCAAACAAAAGUGGAGAACCAUUUGAAUUGAGUCUCCUGGAACGAACGGCCGCUGAAAGUGCUCAGGAGGGAAUGGAAAAAAUACGCAAUUCCCGAAAAUAUUACAGUAAACCGUCUUGGAAAUCAAACUAAUUCCCAAAAAACAGAAACAAACAAAAAAAGAAAGGAAAUCUGUAAAUAAAUUACAAAUUAGAAUUAUUUUCACAAAACAGUAUUACAAAC
This is a messenger RNA of Leptopilina heterotoma, 3888 nucleotides long. RefSeq names its product DNA excision repair protein ERCC-6-like. Gene Ontology annotation, biological process: transcription-coupled nucleotide-excision repair. Gene Ontology annotation, molecular function: ATP binding; ATP-dependent chromatin remodeler activity. Lineage: Eukaryota; Metazoa; Arthropoda; Insecta; Hymenoptera; Figitidae. Bases 304 to 3798 code for a protein of 1164 amino acids. The record is from RefSeq and is a predicted model, not a curated record. The transcript has 9 exons. Gene Ontology annotation, cellular component: nucleus.